CCGGAGGAUGUCUGGGAAACACUACAAGGGGCCUGAAGUCAGCUGUUGUAUCAAAUAUUUCAUAUUCGGCUUCAACGUCAUCUUCUGGUUUUUGGGCAUUGCGUUUCUGGGAAUUGGACUGUGGGCGUGGAAUGAAAAAGGUGUGCUGUCCAACAUCUCGUCCAUCACCGACCUGGGCGGCUUCGACCCCGUCUGGCUGUUCCUGGUUGUCGGAGGGGUGAUGUUCAUCUUGGGAUUUGCCGGCUGCAUCGGCGCCCUGCGGGAGAACACCUUCCUGCUCAAGUUUUUCUCUGUGUUCCUGGGCAUUAUUUUCUUCCUGGAGCUGACGGCCGGGGUCCUGGCGUUUGUCUUCAAAGACUGGAUCAAAGACCAGCUGUAUUUCUUCAUCAACAACAACAUCCGAGCCUACAGGGACGAUAUUGAUUUGCAGAACCUCAUAGACUUCACCCAGGAAUACUGGCAGUGUUGCGGGGCUUUUGGAGCCGAUGACUGGAACCUAAAUAUUUACUUCAAUUGCACAGAUUCUAACGCCAGCCGGGAGCGCUGCGGUGUGCCCUUCUCGUGCUGUACCAAAGACCCCGCGGAAGAUGUCAUCAACACGCAGUGCGGCUACGACGCCCGGCAGAAACCGGAGGUGGACCAGCAGAUGGUCAUCUACACGAAAGGCUGCGUGCCCCAGUUUGAGAAGUGGCUUCAGGACAACCUCACCAUCGUGGCCGGGGUCUUCAUCGGCAUCGCCUUGCUGCAGAUCUUCGGAAUCUGCUUAGCCCAGAACUUGGUGAGCGACAUCGAGGCGGUCCGAGCCAGCUGGUAGACCUACUGCCUCGCCCGCCCGACGAGACCCCGGGCCUCCCGACCGACCGACCCCCCGCCUCGCCCGCCCCGGACCUCUCAGCCGCGGACCUCUCCUGGGCCCCGACGGGAAGGAGGAGCGGCCCACGGGAUUCCCGGUGCCGGCCGCCUGCCCGCUCUGGCCGCCUCUUCCUCCUCCACGGUGGGAUCCCUCGGCAGGACGGGGGUCGCCAUCCCCUCCCCCCGGGGACGGACAGGCUGACCGGGAGCGGAGCCAUCCGGAUCCCUCCGCCUCGGGGGGCCCGGACCUGAGACCUUCGACUCGGACGAGGGGACGGGCGGGAGGGGGAGACUUUUGGGACUGGCGCCGAGCCGCCGAAGCCGGUUUCCCACCCGGGACGUGGCGGGACACGGCCUCCUUCGGGGAGGCCUCCGAGCCGGCGCCCGGGACCGCCGAGGUGCCGGCGGGAUGCGGAUGAGGGCCGCGGUGGCCGCCUAGGCCUUCCGGACCGUUGGCCGGAUUCCCUGGAAGCUCUUGGACCACUGGGAU
Molecule: messenger RNA, 1342 nt
Organism: Tachyglossus aculeatus (Australian echidna)
Lineage: Eukaryota; Metazoa; Chordata; Mammalia; Monotremata; Tachyglossidae
Gene: TSPAN5
Product: tetraspanin 5
Exons: 8
Coding region: 8-814 (268 amino acids)
Biological process (GO): regulation of vascular endothelial growth factor signaling pathway; protein localization to plasma membrane; protein maturation
Cellular component (GO): membrane
Source: RefSeq, a predicted model, not a curated record